Messenger RNA from Pseudomyrmex gracilis, 1134 nucleotides. RefSeq lists its product as uncharacterized. The transcript has 2 exons. The coding region runs from base 1 to 1134 and encodes 377 amino acids. Lineage: Eukaryota; Metazoa; Arthropoda; Insecta; Hymenoptera; Formicidae. The record is from RefSeq and is a predicted model, not a curated record.
AUGAACGACGUACUCAACGUCGGUGGUGAACCUGUCUUCGACGAUCGUAUCGUCAAGAUCAAGACUCACACGUACAAUCCAUACGCCAAUACAUCGUUUAGUCACAGCGAUGAGAUACGCAUACCCAUUCAACAACAAGAUGUUUACACUUUGCCGUCCGACAGUUACUUAGACGUCAAAGGAAAGUUCAGUCUGCAAAUCACCGCUGGAGCGGUGGAAGGAAGCGGCGCGGUUGCCACCGCCGCCGCGUUGACGAACAAUUGCAUGGCUUUUAUGUUCGAUGAGAUCAGAUACGAGCUCAAUGGUGUGGAAAUCGAUCGAAAUCGCAACUCUGGUGCUGGUGCGUUCAAUUUUUGUGUACCUCUCUGCACAUUGCUGGGAUUCUGCGAGGACUAUAAACGCGUUGUGAUCAACGCGAGACACGAACUCGUUCUGAUACGAUUGCGCAACGACAACAAUAGCGUCGUUGCUUCGGCUAACAGCGGACCAACAGUGGAAUUGCACAAGGUGCAGUGGCGAAUGCCGCACGUUGUGUUAAACGAUGUAAACAAAUUGAAGCUGUUGCGCACUUUGGAAAGCGGUCAAUAUUUGACCAUGGGUUUUCGCUCGUGUGAUCUGUAUGAGUAUCCGCUGUUACAGAGCACAUCAUCUCAUUCGUGGGCUGUAAAAGCGGCGACACAGUUGGAAAAACCACGUUACAUCAUUUUUGCGUUGCAGACCGGUCGAAAGAAUGUUGUCAGCCGAGAUUGCUCGCGAUUUGAUCAUUGCAACUUAUCAAAUGUAAAGUUGUUCCUGAAUUCAGAUUUCUAUCCCUACGACGAUUUGAAUCUAGAUUUUGGUAAGGAACGAUACGACAUUUUGUACGACAAGUACAUUAAAUUCAGACGAUCCUACUACGGAUGCGACGAGAACGAGGCGCUUCUAACGUUGGACAAGUUCAUCUAUUGCGGACCGCUCGUAGUCAUCGACUGUUCGCGCCAAAACGAAACAGUCAAAAGCGCCACCGUUGACGUUCGCAUUGAAUUUAACUGCAAAGAAAAUAUACCCACCGAUACAACCGCGUACUGUCUGAUCAUACACGAUCGCAUCGUCGAAUACAACCCGCUGACCAGCGUCGUGCGACGUAUCGUUUAG